AACCAUCUGCAAUAUUAGUUUGACAUUCGUCUCUUCCGCUAUAACAGUAGCUAGUAAAUUUUUUCUUUCUUUUCCCAUCCGAUAGUCAAAAAACGACGUGUCAUCAUAUCCGUAGAUUGAAUCCCAAUUUCUAAAUAUUCCUUUUGAACAAAUUUUAAAGUGCAAAAUUUCGGAAUAUUUCAUAACUAAAUCACUAUGGAAAUUUACAUUUCCUAGCGUUACCAAAUCCUUUCAUUUUUUUUGCUUUCAUAAAAAUCAAUUAUAGAAACUGAUUUCCGUUUGUUUGAAAAAAUAACAAUAAUUAUUAAAUCUGUGAUUUUUUCAAUUAUUCUGUCUUAUGAUUUGUUUUGUGCGUCCCAGCCUAGUUAUGUUUUCGAUCGAGUACAGCAAGCAAUUCCUGAGCUAUCGCAUUCUCAAGUCCAAUCGGUUCAAAUAUAUUUGACGAUACGGACUCGGACCAAGUGCUAAAAAAAGGUGCGUGAGUGUUUUUGUGCGUUUAGAAAGCACUCCCUUUGGUAAGACCUGGAAAGUCUUGCCAUUUAUGAAAAUUCGCAUAUCUCCAUCUAAAAAGCGAUUUUCAAAACGGGUGAAUUCAAGUUUUUUGACGAAGGAUUCCUUGAGGAAUUAUUUUUCAAAUUCAAUUAUAUCGAAUGUCUAAAAAAUUCAGAAGUAAAAAUAAAACAUCAAAUUAAGGAAAAUUGUUAGAAUUAAGAAAAAAAAAACAAAAGAAAUUGAAAAAUUUGUAAACGAGAUCUGCACGUAUUUAGUGAUUGAAUUUGACAGUAGUCAGAAACUGAAAUCAUGAUUGUUUAUGUUCCGGGCAGAAUGCCAAGUCACGUUGGUCCGUACGGUGUUGCUCGCUAUCCGGGCAGCCUACUUGGUGCGGUACCAGGUUACUAUAAUCCGAUUUCUGGAUAUUCAACCAGCCAAAACUCCAACUACUACGGAAAUUUGGGUGUUCACCAGCCGUCGCUGGAUCUUCCGCUUUGGCCACGGAGGAUGCCGGCUGAAGAAGAAUUGGUAACAUCGCCCUCUGCAGGAUUGGCAAGCCUGGGGGUCUCAUCUGGUAUCCUAGGAAAUGGUGGUCCACCCAGUCCUGCUCAUAGCGAUUCCGAUGCUUCCAAUUCAAGUUUAGAACUUGGCUCCGAUAAGAGAGGAGAUAACGCUCAACUUAAGUGCAGAUGGCUAAAUUGUGGACGAUGGUUCACAUCAUUGGAACAAUUGGCAGGUCAUGUUGCACGACUACAUGCAGCACCUGGACCUCGAGGACUGUUUUACUGCGGAUGGGAAGGAUGUGCCAGAGGAGAACGUGGUUUCAAUGCGAGGUACAAGAUGCUGGUGCAUGUUAGAACACACACGAAUGAGAAGCCACACCAUUGUUUUCAAUGUGACAAGAGUUUUAGCAGAGCGGAAAAUUUGAAAAUUCACGCAAGAUCGCACACCGGUGAACGUCCCUAUGUAUGUCCAGUUGAAGGUUGUAAUAAGGCCUACUCGAAUUCUUCCGAUCGAUUUAAACACACAAGAACUCAUGCAGUCGACAAGCCCUAUUGCUGCAAAGUGCCUGGCUGUCCAAAGAGGUACACGGAUCCAUCAUCAUUACGAAAACACGUUAAAACCUAUCGUCACUAUGUCAACAAUAAUGAUAAAAUUCAAGAAAAAAGCUUUGACGAAAGUGGCAGUAGCAACACUGCCGACAAGACCAGAUACGAUACAACACCCGAGAAACGAAGUUUUGAAUCCAGUGAAAAAAAUUCCAGUAUCGAGAGCUCAGGUUCUAGUCAAAAAGCAAGCAACAGCUUUGAGGAGCAACGAAAAUUUGUCGAAUGGAACAACAUGUACAAUGCACAAGAACGAAAAGAACAUUUAAUGACACCACCAAAAAAUUACGAUACAGAAAUUAAAAUUUAUCCAAUGAUUUACGAAGAGAAUUACAUAUUACCAGAUCGAAAUCCUUUAUAUCAGACUCCAAUUAUGAACGAGCGUUCAAUAUCAUCAUCGCCAAACACUAGUCCAAAAGAUGUUCCCGAUAUGCUACAUCGAAUAGGAAUGCAAUCGACUCCAAUUAAAAUUGAAGAGACCUCCACUGAUCGAAGUGCGAUCGUCGAUUACAGAAAUAUUGAGUCAAUUGUCAACAGCACGCCCUGCAAAAGAGAGAAUACAAUAAAUUGCGACCCUGUGAGAAAUUCUGUGAUAAAACGAGCUGAGCAUUUGAAAAUGGAAAUAAUGGAGGAACCAGUUCCAAAAGAAGAGCCAAGAACAGAAGAUUGCUGCUGUCGUCACAAAUGUUGUCAUCACAAUAAUGAAACCAUCAUUGAAAAAACAAAAAUCCUCUCUGACUUGAUUCUAAAAGCACAAAAUCCAUUGUUCAGACAUCUAUUGGGUUCAGUUGAUCUUCAAUAUGGUUUGCAAAAUAUGUGGAGCAAUAUGGUUGACGGUAGCAACACAUGCGGACAAGAUCUUAGAGUUAAGAGUAGUGAGGUCACUGAAAUGGAGCAGGAUCUGCCAUUAGAUCUGACUAUUAACAAGUAAAUUGUCAGAACCAAAAAAAAAAAAAAUAUCCAUAUUAUAUCAAAAGGUCUAGCUGGUCUAAGCCUUCGCGGGUGAAAAUUAGAAUUCGAUUCGGUUAUCUCAAAGAUGAAAAUAAGCGAAGGUACACUUUGCUCGAUACUAAUUAAGGUCAGAGUACCAUCUCAUGUUCUGGUCAAAUUUUCAAGCCAAAUAUAUAUAUAUAAUGUAUUAUCGAGUCGAUCAAAUCAAAAACAUGACUUGCUCAAUACUUAAAGUACUCUGACUACAUUGUUGUGCGCUUCAAGAGAAUUUUUCUACGUUUACAAAAUUUUGUUUUUAUCAUUGUACCAGUGAACGUUUUCACUGGUACAUGUAAAUUUCUUCUGCAAGUUAUCAAAGUAUAUUCUAUCAACUAUUCUUUUUUUUUUUUUAAUAAAAUAUGAUUUUUCAUAAGAGUUAACGGAAAUGCUGUACAGCCUUUCCAUUUAUUCUUAUGAUUUUUUGAUUUCGAUUUUUUUUUUAAAUUUUUUUGUCUACUGUAGAAAUUUCCGUUUAUAUGAAAAUCAAAUCUUUAUUUGGACGAAUUUCUCUUUGAAUUUGUAAAGCUUUCCGAGUAACAACCAAAGAGUUUUAUCUUUAAAUGAAAGUAGAGACUUAAUUAAUUAGUUUCAGGAAAAAACUAGCUAAAUCUAAAAGUAGCCUGAAAUUAGUUGAUAAUGAAUCAAUAAUAAUAAUAAUCAAGUAACUAAAAACUCUACUCGAAGGCAAAUAAAUGUACACGCCCUACAUAUAAAAACAUUGUCAAACAGUUUCAUAGGAAUUUCAAAUUCCUUGCUUUGAAAAUUUUCUUACAAAAUUGUAUAUAUAUAUAUGUAUCUGUAUAUGUGUAAAAGACGGCAGAAAAUUAAAAAAAAAUAUAUAUCAAAAAAAAUAAGUGCCUUAUUCUCAAAGAUAUGUCAGAUUAUUCAAUAAAAAACAAUAUUUAUACGAAA
Molecule: messenger RNA, 3500 nt
Organism: Leptopilina boulardi
Lineage: Eukaryota; Metazoa; Arthropoda; Insecta; Hymenoptera; Figitidae
Product: zinc finger protein ZIC 3-like
Exons: 3
Coding region: 802-2529 (575 amino acids)
Biological process (GO): smoothened signaling pathway; regulation of transcription by RNA polymerase II
Cellular component (GO): nucleus
Molecular function (GO): DNA-binding transcription factor activity, RNA polymerase II-specific; RNA polymerase II cis-regulatory region sequence-specific DNA binding
Source: RefSeq, a predicted model, not a curated record